AUGAGCAGAGUUCAACCAUUUCAGUUUGAACCCUCGUGUCCUCCUUGCAAAGAACCAAUCGAUCAGGAAGAGAGCGAGUCAGGUGAUACAAAUCAACAAGAUGCAAGAGGAAGAAUCGAAUGGUGCUCUUGUAAAAAGUGCGAGGCAAUGGCAACUGAGGAAGACUGUUUUUGUUGCCAAGAACUGGCAGAACUGAAUCAAAAGUUCGAUGAAUCAGGUUUGUUUCGCGGUCAAAAGGAUUAUUAUUUGUUUUUGUUCGUCAGGAAUUGGAUGUAUUACGGAGCACGCCAAAUUCAGGAUUGUUUGCCUUGAUACUGAAGUGUUAAAUACUGCUCUCGUGGCAAUUCACAACAUACGCUGUAAUUCCUUGCUGGAUCUCAUUGAGAACAGGUGAGUUGUCGCUUUUGUUUUUUUUUUUGGGCCCGAAGGAUCGUACCAACAAGCAUGUAUUCUGUACUGUAUCAAAUAUUUUCUAUUUAAGCUUAUUGUGCUUUUUCAAUUUUCCUAGAACUUGGCGCUUAGCAGCUUAUCGCCAGUUUACAUGGUGGGCACAUGGCGCCUUAGGAAAAAAAAUCGGCGAGUGA
Messenger RNA from Porites lobata, 584 nucleotides. The record is from the annotation of a GenBank genome assembly. NCBI's taxonomy places the organism in Eukaryota, Metazoa, Cnidaria, Anthozoa, Scleractinia, Poritidae.